Anguilla rostrata (American eel) is the source of this 2751-nucleotide messenger RNA. Its product is annotated as progranulin-like. The record is from RefSeq and is a predicted model, not a curated record. The coding region runs from base 151 to 2205 and encodes 684 amino acids. Gene Ontology annotation, cellular component: extracellular region. Lineage: Eukaryota; Metazoa; Chordata; Actinopteri; Anguilliformes; Anguillidae. The transcript is spliced from 13 exons.
UGGACCACUCAAUCUGAAAGCGACUCUCCAAUCCACAAAGCAGAUACAGUCAUAGGCGGAGUUUAAUACGGUUUUUUUUGUUGCCGUGCCGAUAGGCUAUUUAAUGAGGUGACUUCUGGUGGGCGAUAGAUUUGGGACUGGGAAACGGAGAUGCUGUGGUCGGGAUUGCUGUGCGUGGGCCUCUUGGCGCUGGCCGGCGCCAUCACGUGCCCGGACGGGGGCGCGUGCGCGGACGGGAGCGCUUGCUGUCGGACCGGUUCCGGUUCCGGUUCCAGAUAUGGCUGCUGUCCUCGCUCUCUUCCCAUGGUCCGAGCUUCUGCUGGGAAUGACGGGAACGACACUGUCUGUGCCGACGGCUCGCGCUGCCCUUCCGAAUAUUCCUGUCUGAAAUCCCACGGUCUGUACGAGUGCUGCCCCCUGCCCCAGGGUGUCUCCUGUUCAGAUGGGAAACACUGCUGCCCGGAGCACCACCAGUGUGGUGAGGAUGGACAUACCUGCAUCGAGGCAGAAGCUGUCCAAGCUCUCGGGGAGACCUCCGAGGUGAAGGUGACCUCCAUCACCUGUCCAGACGGAAGGGCGUGCCCCGAUCAAAAUACCUGCUGCCAGCUUCGCAGCGGCUCUUAUGGCUGCUGUCCCUACCCUGACGCUGUUUGCUGCAGUGACCAGCUGCACUGCUGCCCCUCUGGCACCAGGUGCGACCUGGAGCACAACACCUGCCAGUCCGCCGACUCGCGAACCCCAUUGGCUAGGACGAAUCCGACGAGCAGUGAAGUGGGGAACGUGCCAUGUGACUCCAGCCACUCCUGUCCCGAUGGCACCACCUGCUGCAAGACUGCAGGAGGGGACUGGGCCUGCUGCCCCCUGCCUGAGGCAGUGUGCUGUGACGAUCACACCCACUGCUGCCCCAAGGACACCACCUGCGACACGGCCGCCGGUCGCUGUAACGACGGCAUGCGCUCCGUGCCCUGGCUGGAGAAGGUGCCCUCUCUGACCCACCGCCCGAAUAAAGAGGGGAACGUGCCAUGUGACUCCACCCACGCCUGUCCCGAUGGCACCACCUGCUGCAAGACUGCAGGAGGGGACUGGGCCUGCUGCCCCCUGCCUGAGGCAGUGUGCUGUGACGAUCACAUCCACUGCUGCCCCAAGGACACCACCUGCGACACGGCCGCCGGUCGCUGUAACGGCGGCAUGCGCUCCGUGCCCUGGCUGGAGAAGGUGCCCUCUCUGACCCACCGCCCAAAUAAAGAGGGGAACGUGCCAUGUGACUCCACCCACUCCUGUCCCGAUGGCACCACCUGCUGCAAGACUGCAGGAGGGGACUGGGCCUGCUGCCCCCUGCCUGAGGCAGUGUGCUGUGACGAUCACACCCACUGCUGCCCCAAGGACACCACCUGCGACACGGCCGCCGGCACCUGUAACGACGGCAUGCGCUCCGUGCCCUGGCUGGAGAAGGUGCCCUCUCUGACCCACCGCCCGAAUAAAGAGGGGAACGUGCCAUGUGACUCCACCCACGCCUGUCCCGAUGGCACCACCUGCUGCAAGACUGCAGGAGGGGACUGGGCCUGCUGCCCCCUGCCUGAGGCAGUGUGCUGUGACGAUCACACCCACUGCUGCCCCAAGGACACCACCUGCGACACGGCCGCCGGCACCUGUAACGACGGCAUGCGCUCCGUGCCCUGGCUGGAGAAGGUGCCCUCUCUGACCCACCGCCCAAAUAAAGAGGGGAACGUGCCAUGUAACUCCACCCACGCCUGUCCCGAUGGCACCACCUGCUGCAAGACUGCAGGAGGGGACUGGGCCUGCUGUCCCCUGCCUGAGGCAGUGUGCUGUGACGAUCACAUCCACUGCUGCCCCAAGGGCAACACCUGCAAUUUGGCCGCCAGCACCUGUGACGACGGCAUGCGCUCCGUGCCCUGGCUGGAGAAGGUGCCGGCUCUCUCUCGCAUGCACCGAGGGGCCAAAAUGAGGGCCCCCCAGCUGCAGAAGGUCCCCUGCGACGCCACCGUCAGCUGUCCCGAUAGCAACACCUGCUGUUUCAUGAAGAGUCUCCGUCGAUGGGGCUGCUGCCCUCUUCCUAACGCGGUGUGCUGCGGCGACGGGACAUACUGCUGUCCCAGCGGCUACACCUGCGACCCCACCGCCAGGUCCUGUUCCAAGUCGGGAGAGCCUCGCUGGGACAGUCGCCUCUUCAGGAGGCGAAUUUAAUUCGCCAGUGGUGCUGAGCCAAUCCGACCGCACCGCCCUGCUCGCCACGGCGACGAUCGAUGCUACGCGACACGCCAUUGGACAUUCUCACCCACAACAUACACUCCACAGCCAUAAACCUACGCAACAGGGCAUGGGAAAUUGUCAAUAAUAAUAAUAAUAAUAAUAAUAACAGUGAUGAUAAUAACAAUCUAUUUGUGUAUGUAUGUUGUAUCAUUUUAAACAGGGUGCACACAUUAUGUCAGGAGUGUUACGAAUGUAUAAAGCAACUAUAAAUCAAAGUACUGCUUCGUAAAAUGAAGGAAAAGGAGUAUAUGGAACAUUUUAAAUGUCAAAAAUGAAGCUUAAAAAAGGCUUAGAAAUGUACGAAAACUGGGUGUAUUUUAUUUUAUGCUACAAAUCAUAUCAGCCUAUCGGUAAAUUUGAAAUAUAUUAUCUCAGAGAUUACUGGAUGAAUCUUGAAUGAAAUUUUGGGAAUAUGGCACAGGUGCAAUUUUGGCACAGGGGGGUGUUUUUAAAAAUAAAAAUAAAAAUGAUUCCUGCUGA